Messenger RNA from Tribolium madens (black flour beetle), 2054 nucleotides. Its product is annotated as heat shock 70 kDa protein cognate 2-like. Gene Ontology annotation, cellular component: cytoplasm. The record is from RefSeq and is a predicted model, not a curated record. NCBI's taxonomy places the organism in Eukaryota, Metazoa, Arthropoda, Insecta, Coleoptera, Tenebrionidae. Gene Ontology annotation, biological process: protein refolding; cellular response to unfolded protein. The transcript is spliced from 4 exons. Gene Ontology annotation, molecular function: misfolded protein binding; ATP binding; ATP-dependent protein folding chaperone. Bases 76 to 1971 code for a protein of 631 amino acids.
AUCGGCGCUUCGGUGGGAGCAUUCCGAUUCAGACAGUCAAGCAUCAGUUGUAGUUUUACAGACCGUUUCAGCACCAUGGGAAAAGUACCAGGAAUUGGUAUCGAUUUAGGUACCACUUAUUCGUGUGUGGGGGUGUGGCAGCAUGGCAAAGUGGAAAUCAUCGCCAACGACCAAGGUAACAGAACCACCCCCAGCUAUGUGGCCUUCACCGACACCGAGAGGCUCAUCGGAGACGCUGCAAAAAGUCAGGUUGCGAUGAAUCCCAAAAACACAGUUUUCGAUGCCAAACGAUUAAUCGGACGCAAAUUUGAUGACACAAAAAUCCAAGAAGACAUGAAACAUUGGCCAUUUACUGUGAUCAACGAUGGUGGCAAACCGAAAAUCCAAGUUGAGUACAAAGGCGAAAUAAAGAAGUUUGCUCCGGAAGAAAUCAGUUCGAUGGUUUUGACCAAAAUGAAAGAAAUCGCAGAGACGUACUUGGGAGAUAAAGUCAACGAUGCUGUUAUCACCGUUCCGGCGUAUUUCAACGAUUCGCAAAGACAGGCCACUAAGGACGCUGGGGCUAUAGCAGGAUUGAACGUUUUGAGGAUCAUUAACGAACCAACAGCUGCUGCUUUGGCUUACGGUCUUGAUAAAAAUUUGAAAGGGGAGAAAAACGUUUUGAUUUUUGAUCUCGGGGGUGGCACUUUUGACGUAUCUAUCUUAUCUAUAGAUGAAGGUUCGUUGUUUGAAGUCAAAUCGACGGCUGGGGACACUCAUUUAGGGGGCGAAGAUUUCGAUAAUCGUUUAGUCAACCAUUUCAUACAAGAAUUUAAAAGAAAGCAUCACAAGGAUUUGAGUAACAAUACUAGAGCAGUGCGUCGCUUGCGAACUGCGUGUGAAAGAGCUAAAAGAACCUUGUCAUCAAGUGCUGAAGCUAGCAUUGAAAUUGAUGCCCUCCACGAAGGAAUUGAUUUUUACUCCAAAGUCAGCAGAGCUCGUUUUGAAGAGAUGUGUAUGGAUUAUUUCAGAUCGACUCUUCAGCCGGUCGAAAGAGCUUUAGCUGAUGCCAAAUUAGACAAAGGUGCAAUUCACGAUAUUGUCUUAGUUGGUGGUUCCACACGUAUCCCAAAAAUUCAAAAAAUGCUACAAGAUUUCUUCUGCGGAAAACCACUCAAUCUUUCAAUCAAUCCUGACGAAGCUGUAGCUUAUGGUGCAGCUGUCCAAGCUGCAAUUUUAACAGGAGACACCAGUUCGCAAAUUCAGGAUGUUUUAUUAGUCGAUGUUGCUCCACUAUCUUUGGGAAUUGAAACUGCAGGUGGUGUUAUGACCAAGAUUGUUGAGAGAAAUUCGAGAAUUCCUUGUAAACAGCAACAAACCUUCACUACUUACUCUGAUAAUCAAAAUGCUGUCACUAUUCAGGUUUUUGAAGGAGAACGUGCUAUGACUAAGGAUAACAACCUUUUGGGCACUUUUAAUCUAACCGGAAUUCCUCCAGCACCUCGAGGAGUCCCUAAAAUCGAAGUAACUUUUGACUUGGAUGCUAAUGGUAUCCUCAACGUCUCAGCUAAAGACACAAGUACCGGAAAAUCCGAACGAAUUACAAUCACUAAUGAUAAAGGUCGGUUAUCUAAAGCCGACAUUGAUAAAAUGUUAGCAGAAGCAGAGAAAUACAAAGCUGAAGAUGAUAAACAAAAGGAACGAAUUGCUGCUAGAAAUCAACUCGAAGGUUACAUAUUUAGUGUCAAACAAGCCGGUGAAGACGCUCCUGCUGAUAAACUAACAGAAGAUGAGAAGAAAACCAUCAGAGAGAAAUGUUCAGCAGCUUUGAGUUGGUUGGAUUCGAACCAGUUAGCCGAGAAAGAAGAAUUUGAAGAUAAAUUAAAAGAAUUGCAAAAAGAUUGCUCCCCGAUUAUGAUGAAACUGCAUCAAGGAGCUCAAGGAGGUGCAGCUCCUGGGGGAAAAGGACCCACAGUUGAAGAAGUUGACUAAUUCUACUAACAUUUGCUUCCGAUUUGCAUUUAUGGCUUUAGCUCCGUUUGGUUAAAAUGUUAAUAAAUAAACUUUGCAAAAUA